AUUUUUGAGAGAGGGUUGGAGUGCAGACUUUCUGGACAGCCUUGACAAAAUUUCAGUUUUCCGGAGAUCCGACCGUUGGAUCGUUCUGAAAUUUUCACAGCUGGUUCACAACACAUAGCACUACAUCUUGACCGUUCAGAUCGUCAAUCGGAGUUCUUGAUCGUCUGUUAUUGCUGCUGGCGUAACCUGCGUUUUUCUUGGUGAUAUUUCCCAAUUUCUCUUCUCUUUUGUGUUGGCUCUUAUGUAUGUUGUUGUUGGUGGGCUGUGACAUCCUUGUAGACUGAGUUGGGUGUUUUUACCCUCAAUUUGCAUAAUAAGAGAAGAAGAAGGGUGGACUCCUUCAAGUCCCGUGGUUUUUAUCCUUCAUACCGAAGGGGUUUUCCACGUAUAAAUCUUGUGUGUCACUUGCGUAUUUAUAAUUCAUAUUUGCUUGUGAUUCAAUUGAUGUGUUGCUGAUUUGAGCUUGGUUAAUAUAGUGGUGAAUUUCUUUUGGUAAAUUGGUGAAGUAUAUUUGGUUGAUUGUCUUGAAGUCGAUCCUUGUAGGUGUUGUAUCCUACUUGUGUUGUUUUGUGCCUCCCCCUACAUAUAUUUGGACCAAUUCAACCUGCAUGUGGACCCUUUAAAUAUUAUAUGGUCUUGAUAGAUGCUUCAACAAGAUGGUCACAUGUGUGUUUAUUAUCAACUCGCAACAUGACUUUUGCGAGAUUGUUGGCUCAAAUGAUAAUAUUGAAAGCACAAUUUUCAGACUAUACAAUAAAGACAGUUCGUCUAGAUAAUGCUGGUGAGUUUACAUCUCGGGCAUUUAAUGAUUAUUGUAUGACUACUGGUAUACCAAUUGAACAUCCAGUUGCACAUGUUCACACUCAGAACCGUCUAGAAGAAUCAUUGAUAAAACGUCUGCAAUUGAUAGCUAGACCAUUACUAAUGAGAACAAAGUUAUCUGUGUCUAUGUGGGUCAUGUUAUUUUGCAUGCAGCAGCACUUAUGCGCAUAAGGCCGACCAAUUAUCAUGAAUUCUCCCCAUUACAAUUGGCUUUUGGUCAAGAGCCAAACAUUUCUCAUCUUAGAAUUUUUGGAUGUGUGGUGUGUAUCCCAAUUGCUCCACCACAACGCACAAAGAUGGGGCCCCAAAGAAGGUUGGGGAUAUAUGUUGGGUAUGAAUUUCUUUCAAUCAUAAAAUAUUUGGAGCCUAUGACUGGAGAUUUAUUUAAGGCAAGAUUUGCUGGUUGUCAUUUUGAUGAAUCAGUAUACCCAACAUUAGAGGAGAACAUAAGCAGUUGGGAAAAGAGAUAGAUUGAAAUUUAUCAUCUCUAUCUCCUCUAGAUCCUCGAACAAAUCAAUGUGAGCAAGAAGAUCAAAGAAUAAUAUAGUUACAGAAUAUUGUGAAUUAGUUGCCAGAUGUUUUUACUAAUCUUCCAAGAAUUACUAAAUCGCAUAUUCCAGCUGCUAAUGCUUCAGUUCGAGUUGAUAUCCCGACUAAAUAAAUAAUUAAGGCAAAUGAGUCUAGCCACAUCUGAAACGUGGUAGACCAAUUGGUUCCAAGGGUAAAAAUCCUCGAAAGAGAAAAGGAAUAAAUGAUCAAGGUGAUCAUGGGUUGAAAGAAAUUUCUCAAGAUGAGACCCAAGUCAUAACACUUGAUGAAAUAUCCGAGGAGGUUCAAAAUUCUGAAAAUAAUGAAACUUCAUUGAAUUAUGUCUCGUCGAGAAAGUUGUGAAACCAAAAUAAUGUUGUCAUUAACAACAUAUUUGCCUAUAAUGUUGCUAUUGAUAUUAUGCAACAAGAUGAAGAUUUUGAGCCAAAAUCUGUUCACAAAUGUAGACAGAGAAAUGAUUGGCCAAAAUAGAAGAAUGCAAUUCAAGCAGAAUUGACUUCACUAGAAAAACGUGAAGUUUUCGAAUCAAUAAUCUGAACACCUGAAGGUAUCAAACUAGUGGUAUACAAAUGGAUUUUUGUUCGAAAAAGAUAUGAGAAAGGUGAAGUCGUAAGAUAUAAAGCCCGACUUGUUACUCAAGGUUUUUCUCAAAAAACUGGCAUUGAUUAUAUGGAGACAUAUUUUCCUGUGGUAGAUGCAAUCACCUUCAAAUAUAUCAUAAAUUUUGCAGCUCAUGAAAAACUUGAAAUGCGUCUAAUGGACGUUGUCAUAGCCUAUCUAUAUGGCUCGUUGAACCACGAUAUUUUCAUGAAAUUUUUUGAAGCAUUCAAAAUACCUGAAGCAUACAAAGAUUCAAGAGAAACUUGUUCAAUAAAGCUUCAGAAAUCAUUGUAUGGAUUGAAACAGUCUGGGAGGAUGUGGUACAAUUGUUUGAGUAAAUAUUUGUUAACAAAAGGGUACAAAAAUGACCUGAUUUGUCCCUGCAUUUUUAUUAAACGCUCAAAAUCUGAAUUUGUUAUAAUAGCUGUGUAUGUUGAUGAUUUGAACAUCAUUGGCACUCGUAAAGAGCUUUUAGAAGUUGUUGAGUGUCUGAAAAGAGAAUUUGAAAUUAAAGAUCUCGGCAAGACAAAUUUUUGUGUUGGCCUACAGAUUGAGAAUUUGUCAAAUGGAAUACUUGUUCAUCAAUCAACGUACACAGAAAAGAUAUUAAAGAGUUUUUACAUGGAUAACUCACAUCCAUUGAGUACUCAAUGGUGGUAAGAUCUCUUGACAUCAAUACAGAUCCAUUUCGACCUCAACAGCAGGAUGAAGAGAUUUUUGGUGAUGAAACUCCUUGCCUUAGUGCAGUCGGGGCACUAAUGUACCUUGCUAACAAUACUCGGCAGAUAUCUUUUUUGCAGAAAGUCUACUGGCAAAAUUCAGUUCCUCCCUAACAAGAAGACAUUGGAAUGGUGUUAAACACGUACUUUGACAUCUUCUGAGGACCAUGGACAUGGGUUUAUUCUAUUCCAAUGAAUCCAAGUCAGAACUGAUUGAUUACGCAAAUGCAGGGUAUUUAUCUUAUCCGCAUAAAGCUCAACCACAAACAAGCUAUUUGUUUACAUAUAGAGACACGACAAUAUCUUGGCGAUCAUUGAAGCAAACAUUGGUAGCCACUUCUUCAAAUCAUGCAGAAAUAAUAGCCAUCCAAGAAGCAAGUCGAGAGUGCGUCUGGUUGAGAUCAAUGACCUAUCAUAUUCAGGAAAUGUGUGGUUUUUCUUUGAAAAAGAAUAUAUCAAUCACAAUGUACGAAGAUAAUGUUGCAUGUAUAGCUCAAUUGAAAGGAGGAUACAUCAAAGGAGACUGAACAAAACAUAUUUCACCAAAGUUCUUUUUCACGCAUGAUCUUCAACAAAAUGGUGAGAUAGAAGUUCAACAAAUUUGUUCAAGUGAUAAUCAUGCUGAUUUAUUCACUAAGGCAUUGCCAACAUCAACGUUUGAGAAGUUGAGAUACAAGAUUAGAAUGCGCCGUCUCCGAGAUAUCAAGUGCAAUUUUCAUCAGGGUUGAUUUUAGGUACUACACAGCUCAGGUUGCAACAUCUUUAAGACCUUGUAAUUACAGUGACGAUGAAGUUUGCCCUGUUGUUGAUUGGGACAAGCUUGGAUUCGGGUUUAUACCAACUGAUUAUAUGUACAUAACGAAAAGUUGUGAUGUUGCUGGAAAUUUCGAACAAGGCCAACUUAAUGGCUAUGACAAUAUUCAACUCAGUCCAUCUGCUGGUGUCUUAAACUAUGGACAAGGUUUGUUUGAAGGAACAAAAGCUUAUAGACAAGAUAAUGGAGGCCUCUCUCUAUUCCGUCCUCGUGAAAAUGCCAUUAGAAUGCAGAUUGGAGCUGAAAGAAUGUGUAUGCCCUACCCUUCCACAGAUCAAUUUGUGGAUGCUGUCAAACAAACCGCUCUAGCUAAUAAGCGAUGGAUUCCGCCUCCUGGAAAAGGUUCACUUUAUAUUAGGCCUCUGCUUUAUGGAAGUGGAUCGAUACUCGGAUUAGCUCCAGCACCUGAGUACACUUUCCUUGUCUAUGCUUGCCCUGUUGGAAACUAUUUCAAGGAAGGAACAACACCAUUGAACUUGUAUGUCGAUGAAGAAUUUCAUCGUGCCUCACGUGGUGGAGCUGGUGGAGUCAAAAGCAUUACUAACUAUGCCCCGGUUUUACGCGCCAUAAGGAAUGCAAGGGAGAGAGGAUUCUCGGAUGUACUGUACCUUGAUUCUGUAAAUAAGAAGUACAUUGAAGAAGUCUCGUCCUGCAAUAUUUUUCUAGUGAAGGGAAAGGUGAUUUCCACUCCAAUAGCAUGUGGAACAAUUCUUGAAGGAGUGACGAGAAAAAGCAUUAUGGAAAUUGCAAUUGAUCUUGGAUAUCAGGUUGAAGAACGUUUAAUCGAAGCUGAUGAAUUGAUCAGUGCAGAUGAAGUGUUCUGCACCGGAACAGCAGUUGGUGUUGCUCCUGUAGGUAGUAUCACUUAUAAAGGCCAAAGGAUCGAGUAUAAAAUAAGGUCAGUGUUAGUAUGCAAGAAACUUUACUCGACACUUGUAGGGAUACAAAAAGGGCAUAUUGAGGACAAGAGGGAUUGGAUUGUUGACAUUGAAUAAUUCUAGCUUCUUCUUUCAUGGAGUAUUAAAUAUGCAAUGUACUAAUCAUGUGUAAAUUGUGAAACAGUAGUACAGAAAUUUAUCAUUGUUUGGGUAAAACUAUUGUCUGUCAACAAAUCUGUAUAUAAUUCACAAUCGAUCUUCCAAUGCAUUUUAAGUAUAUAUUGA
Molecule: messenger RNA, 4667 nt
Organism: Solanum pennellii
Lineage: Eukaryota; Viridiplantae; Streptophyta; Magnoliopsida; Solanales; Solanaceae
Product: branched-chain-amino-acid aminotransferase 2, chloroplastic-like
Exons: 10
Coding region: 3540-4499 (319 amino acids)
Biological process (GO): branched-chain amino acid metabolic process
Molecular function (GO): branched-chain-amino-acid:2-oxoglutarate transaminase activity
Source: RefSeq, a predicted model, not a curated record